Molecule: messenger RNA, 1465 nt
Organism: Xiphias gladius (swordfish)
Lineage: Eukaryota; Metazoa; Chordata; Actinopteri; Istiophoriformes; Xiphiidae
Gene: ly97.3
Product: lymphocyte antigen 97, tandem duplicate 3
Exons: 4
Coding region: 1026-1304 (92 amino acids)
Source: RefSeq, a predicted model, not a curated record
AUUUACACAAUAUUAAAGCAGUCAUUCAAAGCCACGAGUAGUGUAAAACAUUUGUCUCACGUGAAGAUUCAAAAAUCACAUGGACUUUUGCUGUGUAUCUUAAUAGAUACCAGUCCAUUUGUUUAUCAGUUGGCCUCUUUGGGGUUUUUGUGGGGUUUUUUUUCUUUUUAAUAGACUAUUUGCAGGAAUGACACUUGAGGACAUAUACACUCUAUGAAAGAGGCUUCUGGAUUUAAAGUAAAUUCUUCUUUUUUUAUUUUUUUUAUUGUAAAGCAUUGACAUGUAUUUUUCAGUCAGCCAUUCAGGGAUCAAUUUUCUGUAUAUGUUUUGAAUUGAAACCUAAAUCAAACCGAAUGGAGAUAAUAUUUUUUCCGCGCCAAAGAAUUUAAAUCUUUUGUGCAGCUCUGUUUAAGCUCUGUUUAAGAGUUAGAGGCAUUGACUUAAAGUGUAUGACAGCUCGUGAGUCUUUCUGCCUUUUAUCUCUUUAAUUGGUUUUAUUUCAAGUGCUACUUAAGUCAACUCAGACUCUGUGCUUUUUAUUUAUUGAGUCUAUUCAUGCCUGGUGCUUAUGUUGGUUAAAUAAGACUAAGCCAAAGGUAUUACACCGCAUAUGGGCCAGACUUAAACCACCUAAAGAAAACAUACUGUACCUUUGACUAAUAUCCUCUGAGGUACACUAAUCGAAAUCUUUAUUUGAGUCUGUGACACUUGCGUGCAUUAAUAUUUAAAAAAAAAAAAAACCUCAUAAAUGACGUAUUGUACUGGACAAAGGCAGGACAGCUCUUGCAUAAUGCAGGAAUCUGAGCAUUGGGAAACUGUGACCCCUGAACACACUGUACCCAAGGCGAGCUAGGUGCUAGGUAUAUAGACUUAACAGAGGUAUGCCACUUAGUGGGACGUUACCAUGACAGGACAGAUUAUGAACAGGUAUAUAAAGAGGAGGUGUCGAUGAAUGCAUCUCAUUGGCAGUCAUUGGCGGAGACCCAGGCAGACAGAUCAGCCAGGCUGCAUUAUUGAACGAAACAAUGAAGUUGUUGGUCUUGGCUUUAACCGUCGCCCUGCUGUUUACAGCUGGUGAAGCCCUGAACUGCCACCACUGUGUCCCCAAAAAGGCCGGAGGAACCUGUGAGCUCACUGUAGAGACUUGUAAUCCAGAGAAGGAUGGCUGUGCUGCCACCCGGUUCCUCAAAGCACCACAUGGCCAAUACCAGAAAUGCAUGGCUCUUUCCGACUGCGAAAUGCUGAAGAUGAAUGCCUACAUCGAUAUAAAGUGUUGUAGUGAUGACAUGUGCAACACCUUUUAAAAUUCAAUAUAAAAAUCCAAGAACAUUACGAUGAAUUGGAGUACCUGAGAGCAAGGAAUUCAUUCCCCUGCUGCAGGCAGCUUCCCGAUGUGAGCACCUACAAUGAAUUCAAAGCAGCUACUUAAAAAUAUUAAUAAAAUAAACACUUUAAACCCAUUACC